Messenger RNA from Chaetomium globosum CBS 148.51, 654 nucleotides. RefSeq lists its product as uncharacterized. The record is from RefSeq and is a predicted model, not a curated record. Lineage: Eukaryota; Fungi; Ascomycota; Sordariomycetes; Sordariales; Chaetomiaceae. Bases 1 to 654 code for a protein of 217 amino acids. Gene Ontology annotation, cellular component: membrane. The transcript is spliced from 4 exons.
AUGACCAACGUGGAUGGCAAGAGAUUCGCCCAAUGGCGGUUAAUGAAACACAUGACCAACUGCCGUGAGGCCUACAAAGUUGUUGCCGCUAAUAGAAACUGGCAGCCCAUCUACCGUAACGCCGCCACUUUACCCGAAUCACAACCAAACGCAACAUCCGUUUCAAUACACACUGUCAUAGAACCGGUGGUUUCCAGACCAAGAGAAAUGGACAAGGCAAAGAAAGCCGCUCAGGCUGCAGCCAAAGCCGCCAACCAUCCGGCAACGGCCGCCGCCAUGAACGAAGCAAUCAACACGGCCAAAUCCGGCGCCCGACAUGUGGCGAAGUAUGCCUCCGCGCAUCCCUACGUAACCGGCGCCGUCGUUGCUGGUACGACCAUCGCUUGUGCCCCGGCUCUAGUAACGACACCUUUCCUCGCCGUUUCUGGAUUCGGUGCCGGUGGCGUUGGUUUCAAUACAGUCGCCGCCGCCGCUCAUAGUACGAUUGGAAACGUGGCCGGCGGAAGUUUGUUCGCCACUCUGCAAAGCGCUGGCGCUGGUGGCGCGGGUGCUGUUGCGGUCAAUGCGGCUGCCUCAGCGGGCGGCGCUGCUAUGGCGGGUGUUGCCGUUGGUGGGCGGCUUUGUAGGUCUUUUCUGAAGCGUGCGAAGUUGUGA